Molecule: messenger RNA, 753 nt
Organism: Rhizophagus irregularis DAOM 181602=DAOM 197198
Lineage: Eukaryota; Fungi; Glomeromycota; Glomeromycetes; Glomerales; Glomeraceae
Biological process (GO): cellular respiration
Cellular component (GO): mitochondrial intermembrane space
Source: RefSeq, a predicted model, not a curated record
AUCGAUCUAAAUAAAACAAAUAAAAUUCUAAUUGAAUAAUGGAAUCAACACUUGAAUUUGUGAUCAAACAUUGUUCAACUCAAUUAGAAUUAUAUCAACGAUGUAUAGAAAAUAAUCCAAAGGAACGGUAUAAUUGUCAAAAGGAAAAAAACGAAUUAAGUAAAUGUUCCGAAGAUAAUAAUCCAUUACUAAAACAAAUUAAAGAACAAUGUAAUGAAAUAAUACAAGCAUUCGAAAAGUGUUUAAAUGAAAAUGAGACUAAUCCAGAAAAAUAUUGUAUUAGUUUAUUAAGAGAUUUAUAUGAUUGUACCGAAAACGUUGCUGCUAAAAUCAAUAAAAAAGGCAAGUGACGAUAAUUAUAGUUAAAGCUACCGGAAUGUUGGUAUACAUAUAUACAUAUAUAUAUAUAUAUAUGACACAAAGAAAUAGGAAAUAUUCGUUAUAAUCAACAAAUUCAAUCAAUUUAUUUUCUUAAAAUAUAAAAUAAGUGUAUUUAAUAUAAACAGUGAAUGCUUACCACAUUAGAAUUACUUACCUUUUGGAUUUUUAUAAAAUAAUAAAUCAAAUAUCCUAGGAUUCUCAAACUUACCUGAUCUCUCUAGCAUAUAUGCCAUUUUUUCAUAUUCACUUCGUAAAAAUAAAGCACUUAUCAUUUUCCCUGAUCCUAUUUAGCAUAAUAUGUAAUCUAUUAAAAUUUAUAUAGAUUAUAAACAUCACUUCUUAAAAUCUACCUUUGUUAUUACACACAGAUUG